AUGGGAAUGCGGAGUGUAGCCGUUGAGUUCGACACGCUUACAAACGCCAAGCACAGUGAUAUGAAGAAGCAGCAUGUGGGGCUCAACAUAAAUGGCCUGGAUAAGUCCGUGGUCGCAGUAGAAUCGUCAUUCCCUCUGACCAGUGGUGAUGAGUAUACGGCAUGGGUGGACUACGACCCUUGGAGUUGUGAAACAGUCACGGUGUUUCUGAAGGACUCCAACGUGAAGCCAAAUGUGCCACUACUGCAGGGCAAUUUGUCGCUGUGUGAGGUGCUGCAGCCUACUAUGCAGCAGCCGGCGUUCUUCUUUGGCUUUGUGGCAUCCACCACUGUGAAGCCCUUUCAGAGGCAUGCCAUUCUUAAAUCUGGCAUGAGUGCAGGCAAGUACUUAUUGAGUGGGUUAUUAGUGAUGGUGAUGGGUGUCGACAUGAAAGCAUCUGAGAUGACGAUCCUGGGGCGCAUUUGCACCACCUGGGGCCACCCCAUUCUUCCGCUAUCCAUGGGGCUCACCGAUACAAAGUGCACUUCUGGAGGCUCCCCCACUGCGGCCUUUGAGAAGCUUGUGACUCUUGAUGGCAGCAGUGGACUCAAAGGAGGCAGUAACCAGGGGUAUGAGGGUCUCAUGCUGGCUGUGCGGCGCCAGCCAGUGGUGGUUCAUAUCGAGGCCGUAGCUGACACGUUCCGUAUCUAUGAUGGGACGUUCAAGUACCAAGAUCCUGCUUGCUACACUGGCAGUCUGAACCAUGUUGUACUCGUCAUUGGCUACUUCAUCAAUAGAGAUGACGGCAGCCAGAAUCGCAUUGCUCCUCCGUUCUGGAUCAUCCGCAACUCGUGGGGAGUUGGUUGGGGCGACUGUGGCCACAUGAGCAUGGCCAUUGAGGGAGGGGAUGGCGUUUGUGGCAUCAACGUGCUGCCUGGCAUCUACCCAAUUGUCAAGAGGACCCCUGUAGGAGAAGCAGCUAUCGUGGUGAUCAGGAUCAGUACGGCAUAA
Molecule: messenger RNA, 990 nt
Organism: Closterium sp. NIES-65
Lineage: Eukaryota; Viridiplantae; Streptophyta; Zygnematophyceae; Desmidiales; Closteriaceae
Source: the annotation of a GenBank genome assembly